Gilbertella persicaria is the source of this 418-nucleotide messenger RNA. RefSeq lists its product as uncharacterized. The transcript has a single exon. The record is from RefSeq and is a predicted model, not a curated record. NCBI's taxonomy places the organism in Eukaryota, Fungi, Mucoromycota, Mucoromycetes, Mucorales, Choanephoraceae. Bases 179 to 400 code for a protein of 73 amino acids.
ACAACGACCCUCAGAUAUUUGCGGACGAUAUAAUAAAUAGCUUGACUGAACAAUUCGAAGGCUUCACCAUUUUAUUUUUGAACUCAGUGGACGUCGUCCUUUAUGCCGUCCUUUUUAUUUUUGAACUCAGUGGAUGUUGUCCUUUAUGCCAUCCUUUUUAUUUUUUUUUUGAAUACUCAUGGACAUUAUAACACGCGAGAAGGCGAUCUGCAUGCUCUAUUGCAAACCAUACAGCAAGGAUCGUGCUAAAGAGCUUAUAAGUGGAAUUGAAAAAAUUGGUCUUGAUGUUUGUUACAGAGACGAUCCAACAGAACCUUUUUUGUACCCAUCUGUAAAUUUUUCUCAUUCUGGACAUCAUCAGUAUCCAGCUUUGUUCAAGGAAAGCAAACAAAAGCAAUAAACGUUACUUAAGGAGAGU